AAAAAGUAUAUCGAGUUACCGGCGGCAGAACCCGCGGAUGGGGGACGAGGAGGGAACGUGUACCUGCGAGUCGAUCGCACGUGUGAUUCGCUGUUGCAUUUACACGAACGCAAGACGUGGCGAGCGAAGAAGGGGUAUCACGGAAGCGCGGCGGAACACGCGAGCGGCGGCCGCGAGCGGCAUCGCGUGGCGCCGGAUCAGGAACACAUGUACAUUCCAGUGCCUCCGGGGACGGUGGUCCGACGCAAACGCACAGGCGAGCUCUUGGGUGAUAUGACCAAGCACGGGCAGACUUUACUCGUCGCCGAGGGUGGGGGCGGUGGAUUAGCCGCGCGCAGACAACAGCGUCAGGUGAAUCGCAAAAUGCGCAACGGCAAGGAGGAAGACUUUGAGGCUUCAGACAUCGCCAUCGAUACCGCUUCGUUGGUUUCGACGGUGGGCGAGGACGGCGAAGAGCUGUCAAUUGAGUUAUUGAUGCGAGUCGUCGCCGAUUGUGGCUUGGUUGGUUUGCCUAACGUUGGGAAAUCAUCUCUGUUGAAAGCCGUCACGCGGGCGUCGCCGGAAAUCGCCAACUACGCCUUUACGACACUCAUGCCGAAUCUCGGGGUGAUUAAGACCGAAGAUGAUCUCGCCCCGACGGGUGAGUCAUCGACUGUCAUGGCUGAUUUGCCAGGUUUAAUCGAGGGUGCACAUAAGGGCUUGGGCCUUGGUCGAGCGUUUUUACGACACUUGCGCCGCACGCGUUCAAUGGUUUGUGUCGUUGACGCCUCGGGGCAAGACCCGGUGAGCGAUUACGUCGUGGUGCGUCAAGAGUUGAAGUUAUACAACCCAGAGUACGUCAAAAGACCGCACAUCUUGGUUCUGAACAAAACCGACCUC
Ostreococcus lucimarinus CCE9901 is the source of this 879-nucleotide messenger RNA. RefSeq lists its product with no specific name. The transcript has a single exon. Gene Ontology annotation, molecular function: magnesium ion binding; GTP binding; GTPase activity. The annotation marks the transcript as partial. NCBI's taxonomy places the organism in Eukaryota, Viridiplantae, Chlorophyta, Mamiellophyceae, Mamiellales, Bathycoccaceae. The record is from RefSeq and is a predicted model, not a curated record. Gene Ontology annotation, cellular component: mitochondrion.